Molecule: messenger RNA, 899 nt
Organism: Lucilia cuprina (Australian sheep blowfly)
Lineage: Eukaryota; Metazoa; Arthropoda; Insecta; Diptera; Calliphoridae
Exons: 3
Coding region: 36-581 (181 amino acids)
Source: RefSeq, a predicted model, not a curated record
AUCGGACACCUAAUUUUUGUAUUUUCGGAUAUAUAAUGAUUUCGCGUGCAAGAAAAAUGAUAAAUUUAGCACAAAAUAACAUUAAAGUAAUGAAUUUUUUAGAAGCAUAUCCCGGGAGUGGCUGCGAAUACACAUCAAAUAAUUCAUCGGCAAUAGAGCCAUUUCCCGGCAGUUGCAGCGAAUAUAAUCCGUCAAGUACUUCGUCGGAAGCAGAAUCAAAUCCAGAGUUUAGUGCAAUAACUCCAAAAUUAAAAAAGAAAAAAUUAAAUUCCGAAUUUGAUACACCACCCGAAAACUUUUGCAAAAGACAAAGACGCCCAUCCGAAUGGAAAAAAAAUAAAGCAAAAUAUUUAAAAAACCAUGGAAUGGAUCAUUAUAAUAAAAAAGGUCAGUUUAUACCAAAGAAAGAGUUAAAAAAAGGUUGCAAGGAAACUUGUAGAAUGAGAUGCUCACAAAGGCUGUCUAAAGAUAUAAGAACACAAAUUUUUCAAAAUUUUUAUAAAAAUGGCAGCAAAGAAUUUCAAUGGGCUUACAUAGCAAAUUUAAUAACACUGCACAAAAAAAAGUUUGCACAAAUAUAGAAAAUUCGCGAAAAAGUGAGUCAACAAAGUACUUUUUAAGUUAUGAAGAAAAUGGUAAUGAAAUAAGAGCACAAGUCUGCAAACCCAUGUUUAUAAAUACGUUGUCAAUAUCUCAACAGACAAUCGAAACCGUGAUACGCAAAAAGCAUUCUAAUGUGGGAUUUAUAUCACCCGACAGAAGAGGAAAGCAUUCUAUGGCAAAUAAAACUUUAAGUAGAGUAAGACACAUAGUUAUAGAGCAUGUUAACGAGUUUCCUUUAGUAGAAUCACACUACUGUCGCCAACGAGUACAAAAGAAGUACUUGGAUGGUGAAAUAU